AUGCUUUCGUUUAAUGAAUUUCAUUCAUGGUUUAGUAUUCGUCCUAUUGAAUUAUUAUUUAUUCUAUCUGGUUGGUUAAUUUAUUCAAUUCUAAUUGUUCUACGUUAUGAUUGGAAUAUCUCAUCAAUUACAUAUUUUCAUUUAUUUCUUCCAUUAUUUUUAACAAAUGCCAUACAUUUAUAUUUUAUUCUUAUCGUUUUAUUACGUAUAUGGUUUGAACAAAAACACCGAACUAGUCUAACAGCAACAUAUACAUGUCGAUUAAUUAUACAUAAAUUAUUUUUACAUAUACCAUUAAUUAUUUGUUUAAUGAUAUUUAAUUAUUUAUUAUAUAAAGCAUAUCUUGAUAGACAAAUUUCAUCAAUAAAUUUGUAUAUUCAUUGUCUAAUACCGUUAUAUUUAUUAACUGGUUGGAUGUUUUUAAAAAUAUUUCUUUGUAAAAAACAAAAUAAUAUUACAGUUGUUGUACAAUCAUAG
This is a messenger RNA of Adineta steineri, 477 nucleotides long. NCBI's taxonomy places the organism in Eukaryota, Metazoa, Rotifera, Eurotatoria, Adinetida, Adinetidae. The record is from the annotation of a GenBank genome assembly.